This is a messenger RNA of Olea europaea var. sylvestris, 1134 nucleotides long. RefSeq lists its product as uncharacterized. Bases 1 to 1134 code for a protein of 377 amino acids. The transcript is spliced from 3 exons. NCBI's taxonomy places the organism in Eukaryota, Viridiplantae, Streptophyta, Magnoliopsida, Lamiales, Oleaceae. The record is from RefSeq and is a predicted model, not a curated record.
AUGAAAGAUCAAAUUGAGGAGUCAAUGCAAGAGAAGAAUUUAGCAUGUGAAAAAGAUGAAGCUACGACUCCAACUGCGGGAACUAAGGUAGAAUCUAAAAGUUCUGUUCCUACUUAUGUUCCCUCCCUUCCAUUUCCUAGCAGGUUUGCAAAGUCUAAAAAGGAUGAACAUGAGAAAGAAAUCUUGGAAGCUUUUCGCAGGGUUCAAGUAAACAUACCACUUUUGGAUGCAAUUUAUCAAGUGCCUUGUUAUGCAAAGUUUCUCAAGGAUUUGUGCACUAACAAGCAUAGAUUGAAAGGUAAUGGUGUGGUAAGUGUAGGAAAAAAUGUCUCAGCAGUCUUGCAAAAGAAACUUCCACCAAAAUGUAAGGACCCUAGAAGUUUUACCAUCCCUUGCAUUAUUGGUAACACUAGGUUUGAAAAGACAAUGCUAGAUUUAGGAGCAUGUAUUAAUGUCAUGCCAUAUUCUAUUUAUGCUUCCUUAAAUCUAGGAUCACUUAAAGAAACCAGUGUUUUUAUUCAACUUGCUGAUAGAUCUAAUGCAUUUUCAAAGGGUGUGUUGGGGGAUGUUUUGGUACAGGUAAAUCAAUUGAUUUUUCCGGCAGAUUUCUAUGUUCUUGACAUGCAAGAUGAACCAAUAUCUUUAUCACCACCGUUGCUCUUGGGAAGACCAUUUAUGAGGACUGUGCGUACAAAGAUAGAUGUGCAUGAUGGUACAUUGACAAUGGAGUUUGAUGAUUCAUUAGUACAAAAAGUUUUUGAAUUAUCAAAUGAAGAUGCAUUGGAUACCACUUUGAUUAAAAGCAUUGAUGCUAACAAUCUCACCAGGUUGAGCAAAAAUUUACAAGCCCCUACUUUGGAACUCAAACCUCUUCCUAAGCAUUUGAAGUAUGUAUAUUUGGGAGAAGGAGAAACACUACUGGUGAUUAUUGCAAAGAAUCUCACAACACUUCAAGAAGAUAUGCUUAUCCGUGUGCUCAAAGAACACAAAAUAGCUAUUGGUUGGACAAUAGCCGAUAUCAAGGGGAUAAGCUCUUCUAUGUGCAUGCAUUGGAUAUUGCUCGAAGAUGGAGCAAAGCCAUCAAGAGAAGCACAACGUCGCUUGAAUCCUCCCAUGAUGGAGGUGGUGAAGUAA